Messenger RNA from Mytilinidion resinicola, 1762 nucleotides. RefSeq names its product APH-domain-containing protein. The record is from RefSeq and is a predicted model, not a curated record. NCBI's taxonomy places the organism in Eukaryota, Fungi, Ascomycota, Dothideomycetes, Mytilinidiales, Mytilinidiaceae. Gene Ontology annotation, biological process: protein phosphorylation. Gene Ontology annotation, molecular function: protein kinase activity. The coding region runs from base 413 to 1555 and encodes 380 amino acids. The transcript has 4 exons.
GUUGGUACCAAUUGUCGUCCGCAAUGCCCGUAAAAUGAACAUAUUUCUUCAGCGAACUUACCGUGACUACCCCACUUCUCCAGAAACCUCGCCCCUCGGCAAGCUCGCCCGCACUUACUCGACGACACCUGCACGGGUAUCUGAGGAUGGAGGUGAAACAAUGCAUUGAACGAGGUAAGUGAUGUAUUGGAUAAGCAUCUAUCUAGGCUACGUACGCCGUAUAUAUACUCUGUGUAUAUAGAGGCUUACGUAGCCGUACCGUAGAACUGCUAGCUGGCUAAGAAUACGUACUCCGUCAGUAUCAAGCCUCAACCUCGCUCUCACAGCUUAAGUACAUAAUGUCUAGGCCCCAGGUAAUGCUCUGCAUGCGAAGUACAGCUUUGUCACGUCCAAGAAAACGGCAUUCGCAACUAUGAAUCCCGCCCCUAAACAAACCACACGCCACGACCUCCCUGAUGUGGCGCUAGGGGCAUACCUCCUCCCUCAUCUUCCAGGGCUUACUUUACCCAUCGUGUCUACAAAGAUUGGAUAUGGCCAAAGCAAUCCUACAUACUUCGUCGACGAUGCUGUAGGCGAGCGGUACAUCCUCCGGAAGAAGCCAGCUGGAACCAUUAUAAGCCCCGUCGCGCAUCGAAUAGAUAGAGAAUUUAGGGUUCUUGAAGCGCUUGGGAAGGUGAAAGGGUUCCCAGUUCCCAGAGUCUUCUGUCUAUGUACGGAUAGCAAGGUUAUCGGGACAGCGUUCUAUGUCAUGGAGUUUGUUUGCGGGCGCAUAAUCACAGACCCGGACCUUUCUACGCUGAGCAAGGGUGACAGGAGAGCUGCGUGGUUCUCCGUCGUUGAAACGUUGGCGUGGCUGCAUAGCAUCGACCCGGACGCAAUCGGCCUCUCUGGCUUUGGAAAGAAGACAGAUUUCUACAAGAGGCACUGCAAUACCUUCUCGCGCAUCGAGGCACAACAAUCCAAAGUCCUCGACAUCAAGACUGGUAAACCGCUUGGAAGAGCCCAUGAGGCGUUCGACGAGAUCAUCGACUUUGUUCGAAAGAGGGUACCGGAUGAUAGAACAAGCAUCGUGCAUGGCGAUUACAAGUUUGAUAAUGUGAUAUUACACCCGACUGAGCCUCGUGUGAUUGCGAUCCUGGACUGGGAGUUGAGCACGAUUGGACAUCCGCUCAUGGAUACAGUGUAUGUUGUGGGGCCGUACUGGAAUCGAGCGGACGGAGCGCAAGCGGGACCGACGCGAGACGAUAUGGGCGGGAAAGUCUAUGAACCCGAGAAUCUGGAGGCAGAGGGGAUGCCGAGGAUGGACGAGUUGUUGGAUAAGUACGCACAGGUGGCAGGCUGGGAUCCGAGGCAAGACCGGUGGGAAGUUGCGAAAGUGUUUCAUUUGAUGAGGGGCGGAACAAUAUCCCAUGGUAUCCAAGCUCGCACUAUCAGUGGCCAAGCCAGCUCUGAGUUCUCGCAUAUCUACUUUGAAAAUACGCAGCGUAGUCUUGAUGCUGCGCUAAGGAAAGUACGGGAGAUCAAGAUGAAAGAAGGAGGGAAGAGUAGUCUAUGAAUAUUGUAUAGCGUGGAACUAACUUGACUGAUAUCGGCUCCAUGACCUAGGCGCGAACGGAUAAUGUCGCAGCCGCUUGAAGUGGCAAUCCAAAAAAUCCACCUCAAAGUUGCAGUGAAAUCAUGGCUUCUGAUACAUUGAAGACGCGAGCUGGAGUUCUGCGUCUAUUACGCUCAACGAGGUCUAGCCAAUGAAAGCGGUCUGCUC